CUAGAAACAUAAAUAUGAAAUACGUUUGAUUGUACAUAAACUUUAAAACUAUGUGCGAAAGCGUGGAAAGCACGCCAGGAAGAAAAGCGAUGGUAGUAAUGGAGAACGUACACAAGGAAAUAUUUAAAAAGCCUGCGAUCUCAGCACACAAGAGACGGAAAAUAAAAGUUCUGGACGAAGACAGUUACGUAGAGGGAAUUGCGAAUAUUAUACAACGGGACUUUUUCCCGGAUCUGGAGAAGAUUAAGGCUCAGAAUGCUUACCUCCACGCAAUGCAGCAGAACGAUACUGUUAAGUUACGAGAGCUCUACAUGAAAUAUAGCGGUCGAAAGCCACCUCAAGAGAGGUUGCCAAGUCCGGCAACUUUUGAGACGCCCGCCAAUAUCCACAAUUCCCAACAACCUAAUGGGGAUGUACUCAAAGAGGAUGCCCCAGCGACAGAAAUAUGCACAUCUAAAUCAAAAAACCUCAACUUGGAUCAGUUUCUAAACUCACAUACUUCUCAAGACAACGAAAGUUUUGGGGAAAUCAUAGAAGCGGCGGAAAAUAAACACCGGGAAAAGUACAGCUUCUUAUAUGGAGAGGAAGAAAAAUCUGAAGAAGACAGACAUAGGUUGUUGGCAUUGCCUUCUGUUGAACAACAAGCGGCGUUGCCAGAUAAACCUUUUAAUGUUAAUACUUGGGGCUACAAAAAUAAAAACUACUUAAUGUACAACCCAGACGGGGUAGGUCUCACCAGAGAACAAGAAAUUGAGAUUAAACAGAAAAGGCAGGAAAUCACAUACGAGAACACCAGACUCAAGGUAAACCCAUUCAACGAAGUCAAAAGCAAGGAAACAAUAAAUGAACUGGCCAAAUCCCAGGCCAAAAUAUUGGAUGGAAAAAUUGGGGUCGACGGGAAAGAACUAUUAAAACCGGAAACGCCUAAAAUUGGAGGUUUUAGUUUUGUGAGGACUCCGUCUCCGUCACCGAGCACACUCGGCACCCCGUUAAUGACAUGGGGCGAAAUUGAGGGUACCCCUUUCCUGCUCGACGGCAGCGACACGCCUCUCCCCAGCAGGACAGCAGGACCUUCAUUUAAAAUGUCUGAACCGCCCAGGAGGGAACAAAUCGCUCUAGCGUUGGCGGAAAAAGUGGGAGAACAGAAUCGUGACAAGAGGAAAAAAGCCUUAGAUGCACAAAGGAAGAAGUUUUCUGACCCAUCUCCAAGACCAAAUACUUCCUCAAUCGAACGAUUAGCAACCAUGUCACCGGCAGCAAGGAGAUUGGCGACGUCUGGAUUAAAACUGGGAGUUCGGUCAGAUUUAGGACCUAACUAUACACCCUCCAGACCGACGACAAGUCCAAAGACGCGGAAUUUGGUUAGGACACCUACGCCUAAACGACUGAAAACUCCUAAAUCUUUGGGCAUUAAACAAGCCGAGUUCAAUUUGCAGAGUAAGGAGGUGUCCACUGAUGAUUUGUUGAACAUCAAUCUGCCAAUAAGGAAAAAAGCUUCGGAUUUUUUCUAAAUUCUGUACAUUCAUUUAAUUUUCAUAAGAUUUAAGUUAAUAUCUUGUAUUAUAAAAAAAAAGGUUAUUAAAUUUACAUA
Messenger RNA from Cylas formicarius (sweet potato weevil), 1591 nucleotides. It is a transcript of the gene Es2, whose product is annotated as splicing factor ESS-2 homolog. Lineage: Eukaryota; Metazoa; Arthropoda; Insecta; Coleoptera; Brentidae. Bases 51 to 1511 code for a protein of 486 amino acids. The transcript has 7 exons. Gene Ontology annotation, cellular component: catalytic step 2 spliceosome. The record is from RefSeq and is a predicted model, not a curated record.